AUGAAUACUCUCGUCAACGCUUCUCGACAAACAUGGAUACCCUCUUUUCGACACGACAUCUUCUAUUUUGUUGGAAAAAGACGUGGAAAUUCUGUUCGAUUUCCAUCAAAAUCGAAUAUUGUCGAGUUACCUGUAGAUGAUAAUGAAUAUCCACCAGUGAACAAAACAUUUUCUAUGUGGGCAUAUUUUCAUCAGCAGCAUUUAUCUCGCUAUAAUUACUUCAUAGCUAUUGAUGCGGACACUUAUGUUAAUGUUAAAAAUUUGCAAAUAAUGUUGAAUUCGAUCAAAUGUCAAAAUUGUUAUGUUGGCCAUCCAGCUACAGGGGAGCCAUACGAACGAGCACGCCUUGGACUUAGUGCUCCAUACUGUCUUGGUAUGGGAUAUGUAAUUGCUCGUAAUACACUUCGUCGAUUCGCUCCAAAUGUCAAUGUUUGUCGUCAAUCAACAAUAACGAACCACUCAGAUACGGAAUUGGGACGAUGUAUUUAUCGAUUCGCAUCGGGCAUAUCUUGCAGUAGAGUCUCAACUGCCCUGGAGAGAGUUAUGUACACAACAAAUAAGCAAGGAGCAAUAAUUCCAUUUAGACGCGAUUCACAUGGGCGCCUUCAGAUAGAAUUUCCAGAAGCACCACCAACUCGAUUUUUCAAAGCUGCUCUUGUUCACCCAUUAAAAACCUCACAUGCAAUUUACCAAUUCCAUCGUCAAGUCAAACUACAAUUACGACCCGUCCUUCCACCAGCUUUCUUGAGUGGCAGCUGCGUAGCUAAUCCAGUCAUUCAAAAUGAAACCUUUCCUCAAAAUCGCCAUGUACUGGAAUGUCGCUUGGAAAUACCAACACAAUAUCCCAAUCACUUACGUUCUUUAAGUGCUUUUGUAGUUACAUUGCAUGGUUAUGAAAAGCGUCUGAAACGAACAAUUAACAAUUUCAAAAAACACAACAUCCAUCUGCAGCGUUUUUAUGGAGUAUCAAAUAUUCGCUCGCCGAAUACAACAAAUAUGACUGACGGAGAAUGGAGUUUUCGUUUGACAAUGAUCCGUUUGAUACAGAAAGUAAUUGAUGCUAAAUUGCAACAAGUUCUUAUAGUUGAAGAUGAUGCUAUUCCACAUAAUCGCUUUAGUCAACUUUUUAAAGAGUUAUUCGAUAACCAUCGAUGCAAAGAAUGUGUAUUUGGUGGCAUUUUAAUGCUUGGAUCCACGACAUGGGCAUCUGGUUGGAAGACUCUUGAUAGGUAUAAUAAUGUCGAGAAAGGAAUUUGCCGCAACAUAUGCACUGGGAACUAUGGGUCGUUUGCUGUUCUACUUAAUCAAGCAGUAUUGCAACCGAUCCUUGCUUGGCUGAGAGAAAAAAACAUGCCACAACCUUACGAUCACGUAUUUGCUCACAUUGCUCGUCUCGGUUAUCCUAUAAGAUUGACUAUACCAAAUCUAGUUGCCAGUGAUACUAGACAUGUAUCACUUAUUAGACCUCGUCCGAAUCACGCCACUUUCAAUAAUCUAACAUUACGAGCAAAAAUUCAUCGUUGGAAAAUUGAAAAUUACAUGUUUUCACCCUCGAAUGAAACAGAGUAA
This is a messenger RNA of Rotaria socialis, 1569 nucleotides long. NCBI's taxonomy places the organism in Eukaryota, Metazoa, Rotifera, Eurotatoria, Philodinida, Philodinidae. The record is from the annotation of a GenBank genome assembly.